This is a messenger RNA of Spodoptera exigua (beet armyworm), 633 nucleotides long. Lineage: Eukaryota; Metazoa; Arthropoda; Insecta; Lepidoptera; Noctuidae. The record is from the annotation of a GenBank genome assembly.
AUGCACGUGGAACGUCACGCGUCGUACCCUCGAGUAUGGUUCUGUCACUUUAGGAGGGAGCCUAAAUCAAGAGAUGAGAUGAGCUCCCAGUGCCUGGCACAGAAGUGCUGUACGCACGAGGAAAGAAUUCAAGCGAUCGUGCAGAAUUAUCCAGAAGGUUCGCAAGUGUCCGCCAUUUCUAUGGCAAUGGACAUCGUCCAGAGACAAAUUGGCUGGAUCCCAAUAUCGGCUAUGCACAAGGUCGCGGAACUUCUAAGCAUGCCAAGAAUGAGGGUCUAUGAAUGGGCUACUUUUUAUACUAUGUGUAAAAGGACAUAUAGAGGCAAAUUCAACGUGAAAGUCUGUAAGACCUUGCCAUGUAUGUUGCGUGGGUCUGACAUAAUACUUCAAGCGGUGGUAGACGCCACCGGCUGUCCUGUGGGUGGCCUUUCUGAAGACAGAAUGUUUGGAGUGGACCUUGUAGAGUGUCAGGGCGCUUGCGCUAAUGCCCCCGUCGUAGUUAUCGAUGAUGAUUACUAUGGCCAGGCAGGAGAGAGUGUCAGACUCUUACUGACUAAAAACCCCCCUGUUCCUUCUCCUGCUCUGUGCCGAGGUCGCGGUGCCUCGUUGCGCUUACCCCGCAACCCCGGCUGA